AUGGAAUCGCCCGAGCAUUGUGCUCGCUGUCGCGCUAAAUCGAUAGUCCGUUAUAAGAACGAUGACCUCUGUGACCAUUACCGAUCCCAACACGUCUUAAAAAAGCGGACAACCUUCUCUCCGAAAAGACACUCGCCUGAAUGUCCCAAGUCUCGGACCUUCGAGGAAGAUGAACGGAGGAAUGAGAUCGCCGCCUGCAUCGACAAAUUCGCUUUGGCGAAAAGGUUGCACGCGGAGAACCUGCAGCACCAGCCGCUCCCGGAUCGGGUGGACGACUCCAUCUUCAGGAAAGGAUGUCGCGCUUGUUCGGCCAGCUACAAACGGGACGCGAAGUGGAAUCAGGAUCGAGCGAAUCUUGCAACGAGGGUAGAGAAUCGCUUCAGACCCGCGCUCGGCUGCAAGAAACCGGAAACCCGGAUGGACCUGGCGAUUUGCUGGGAGACGCCAAUAGAUCCAGUAUAUGAGCCUCGCAGAGCGACGCACAUCGACGGUUCCGAGGGUGGCUCAGCCCCGGCGAUCUUUGCCAUGAUCCAGCACACGCCAGUGCCGAAAAAUCGCGAGCUUCUGUCUCGUAACGAGGAGAGAAACAAGUGUAGUUGUGCGAGACAAGACGAGGCGGAAAGAGACCUGAACAAGAAUCGAUGCUGCUAUAAUCAUUCCUGCAACGGUGAGGAAUAAUAACUCUGUGGCGAACGGCGAUGCGAGAAGCCGUCCAGGUCGAAUUCCGUGCCACGCAUCACCGAGCGCAAGUGCAUGGCUUGCCGGGGAGGUGAAACGGAAGCGGAACUCGAGCGGCGAAGAAAGGAUCCGAGACUGAUCCGGUCCGCGGUGGGUUUCGCGCUCGGUCUCGAGGAAAAACGCGGACCAACGACGGGCGACGACGCGCGCAGAAACGGAUUACCGCCGAUGAAGAUGAUGGUGCCGCGGCCGAGGACUCCCUUUGCGAGGCGCGCCUUCUGCAUCGACACUCUGACACCGCCGUUCAGCGUGAUGAAUGGCUGCCGGGAUGCCGAUUACCCCGAGCACUGGCGCCUCAUGUCUGUGUACCAGCAGUCGUACAGGAACCCGCAAAAACGAAGGACUCGCCGCUUCUAAUUAG
Molecule: messenger RNA, 1099 nt
Organism: Mycetomoellerius zeteki
Lineage: Eukaryota; Metazoa; Arthropoda; Insecta; Hymenoptera; Formicidae
Exons: 3
Source: RefSeq, a predicted model, not a curated record